Talaromyces stipitatus ATCC 10500 is the source of this 3489-nucleotide messenger RNA. RefSeq lists its product as uncharacterized. The coding region runs from base 1 to 3489 and encodes 1162 amino acids. Lineage: Eukaryota; Fungi; Ascomycota; Eurotiomycetes; Eurotiales; Trichocomaceae. The transcript has 2 exons. The record is from RefSeq and is a predicted model, not a curated record.
AUGCCGGUGCGUCACGCAUGUGCUAAAGCUGUCGAGAUGACAUUCUUCGAUCCUAUCAAACAGGCCAAUAAUAUGGUGAUUGCCAAGGUUAUGAUGGCUCAAAGGGCAAAAGCAGCUGCAGCGGCCUUGAAGCAGCAGCAGCAGUCGGCUCUUCAGCCGUCCUUUUCGGUCAAACGCAAGAGUCCAUCAACCACGUCAAAUUCGUCAGUUUCUUCCAUUACUCCUAUCACGCCUAUGGCUCAGACGAACGAAUUACCACAACUUCCGACAACUCCAUCCAUGUCUCAAAUUGCAAUGAACCAACAGCUGGCACAACUCAAUGCUGGCUUGGGUGCCGCAGGAGUUCCUUUACAACAAAACUCCCUACCCUCAAUACAGUCAGAGGCCCAACGACCAAUUUAUCAAGAGGUCAGACGUAAAUCAUUGCAGCCAGCAUUGAAAAAUGCAUCCAAAGCCAUGCUUGACGGAUCAGCUAGUGCAUCAAAGGCAGCCUACAAUAAGGCGUCAAACAUGGUUGAUAAUAUAGACAAGGACUCCAUGAAGAAAGUUGGCAAAAAGAUGGCAGCAUUCGCAGGGGCACUUGGUGUCCAGGCAGCACGAGACUAUGUACAGCAGGAAACAGGUGUCAGAAUCCCGCGCAUCCGGCCGAAUCAGAGACCGAAUCAACCGAAUCAGCAAGCUCAGGCUGCGAAUGCGAAUGCUCUUGCACAGUUGCAGUUGAAGCAAAAAAUAUUGCAACUUCAGCUGCAACAACAACAACAACAACAGUUGCAAGCUCAGAACCAAGCAGCCAUCCAAGCAGGUGCCGCCGCAUUGCCGAUGACCGCAGUGAAUGUGUUGGGACAGGGACAGGCUGGUACACCUCAAAUGACUACUGACAUACCGUCAAGUCAAGGAGUUGCGGCCGGGGUACUUCAUCAACCAACGCCGAUUACACUCGGUGGAGCGAGUAGUGUUCCUCAUGCCAUAGCGGUUGCUAGUACCCCAAGCCCUUACAAUUCCAACGUGAAUAGUGUGGCUCCAACUCCUUUGAGUCAACCAGACAAUGCACUUGGUGUAGCCGACUAUAACUCGAGUAGCAUAGCUACAAGCCAAACAAACAUGGCAUCAAAUGUGAGUAAUUUGGAUCCCAAUGGAAUGGCCCCGAUUCCUGCGAGUGAACUGCAAUGGACUUCUGGUGUCGGUCUGAGCUCGAGUCACAUGGCCCCUAUUCCACCGAGUGAAGCAAUUGCCGCUCCGAGCGUGCACAGUAUCGAUUCCGAGAUGGCUCCUAUUCCUGCGAGCGAACUGAACUCGUUGCCUGGUGCGGCCAAUAACAGCAUGGCUCCUUCACCAAGUGAAGCAGACAUAGCACCGAUUCCGCCGAGUGAACAAAAUGGAUACGCCUCAAAUACUCAUGAGGUAUCGCAGCACGCAUCUGACCAUGACAUGGCGCCAAUUCCUCCAAGUGAGCAAGCUUCAGCUGAUCAUAUCGCUCCCGAGGCAAAUAGUUCGCCAAAUGCCGGGGAUGAUCAUGCACAGCAAGCACCCUCACCUGCCGGCCACCCCGAAUCUUCACCACAUCAUCUGGAUCAUCCAGGCAACUAUCACCAGCCUUCCGUAGAGAAUGGGUCUGAAAGUGGAACUCAGCAAUCUGCUACGAAUCCGACGUCCUCAGACCAGCACACCAAUAAUGGAUCCAGUGUCUCCCAUUUAGACGGCAGCAACCACUCACCAGGUCAACAGCAUGAGUCUCAGAGUGCGCCUGGUCAUCCUCAUACUCAGCAAUCUCACGAUAGCCACUUUGCAGGACCUCAGCAGAACUCGCAAGCUUCUCUUGGUCAUUCGAAUGCGGUGCAGUCUCAUGGUAGUCACUUAGCAGGUAAUCAGCAUGACUCGCACGCUGUUCACAGCCUUCCUCAUCCUCAGCAGCCCCACGAUCAUCAUGGUCUCAACUCACAUGCAGGUCAAGCGGGUCAUCAAAAUCAUCACCAGUCCCAACCUGGCCAUGCUAACAACCAACCUUUUUCAUCACCUGCUACUCCGACACCAAGUCAUAGCGGUUAUCAGCAAUUUACUCCGCAGUCAGGGAACAGCCCAAAUGUGCAUGGUUCCUCACCCAAUCUCCAUCCGUACGCAGGAAGCCAGCCCCAUCCAUAUCCCCCAACGAGUUCUUACCCAGCUCCGGCAAGUCAACCUCAGUAUGCAAACAGUCCAAGUCCCCAUCAACAGGUGCAUGGUCCCUCGAGCUCCCCUCUGCCACUAAAUCACGCCAAUUCCUUGCCAGCGAGACCCCCAGUCUCAGGUGGAGGACAGGCUGACGAGUAUUAUCAAAAUCAUCCUCUAAACCAAGGAGUUGCAUCUGGUGGACCCUCUCCUGUGCAUAGCCCUAAUCAGCAGCAGCAACAGACCGUCUCGCACCAUCAGACAACCCAGUUCCCGCCACCUUCUCUCCCGCAGAAUCCCAUAACUGCAAUGACAGGCAACUCGUUCCAGCCGUUACCCCAGCCACAACACGCAGUAGCCUCAACGGCAUCGAGCACUCCACAACUAGGUCACUCGCAGCUACACAACCCGAUAACUGGAAUAUUGCCUGGAGCAACGCCUGGACCACCGAUGACGAGCACCCCCCAACCAAGGCCGCCUACCAAACCACACAACCCAAUAACCGGAAUAUUGCCUGGAUCAACGCCUGCGACAGCCGGCUCUUCACAAGCACCUCCGCAGAUUAAUAUCAAUGUGCAAGCUGGAGGGUCUGCUCAAAAUGGUGCGCCUGCGGUUUACAAUCAAGUUCAGAUGCAGCAACAGCUCAAUACGAAUGUGCAGAAUCAGCAAAUACAAGCAUUACAGCAACAGCUUCAGAUGAUGAACCUUCAACAGCAGCAACAAACUCAACAAUUUCAAUCCCUGGCUCAGGGAGGUCAGAAUGGCGGAAAUUCAAGUGUUAUCGAGCAACUGGGAGUGCAGAUCAUAGCAAACCAGUUUCAAGGACAAGGGCAACAAGGAAACCAACACUCGGCUCUUGCAGAAGGGCUUUCUAUUAUCGAUAAUCUGACGCAAAAUAAUAAUAAUAACAACAUGAACAACAUGAACAGUCUCCUGCAACUGCAACAGCAACAAGAGCUGCAACAAUUGAAUCUCCUGAAUCAAAUGACAGCUCAGAGCCAACUCAAUGCUGACACGAUUAUCAUAAACGAUCAAACGCAGACCAAUCUUGAACUGGAGCAGUUGAAUGCCCAACUGGCUUCUCUACAAAGUAUGUCUGGGGUGAAUGAUGCAGCUUUUAUGGACAGCAGCCUGGGCGUUAUUGACGUUAAUACUUACAAUGUGAAUAUCGACGUUGAUCAGUCGAUUGAUAUGCAGUCCAACAUGGGCAUUGGAUUUGACAUGACAUCUACCACAGAUGUAGGCUUUGAUAUGACGUCUACCACGGAUAUGGGAUUUGGUAUGACUGACACUUCGGCUUUUGUAUCAGACACCAGUUUUACUGAAGUCGAUAUUGAAUAUUGA